UGUGUUGUGAAAGACCAACAAAUCUCUGAUGAUGGUGACAAGAAUAAAAAAAAAGUUGUCAUCAAUUCACUGGAUCAUGACUCGUUAGCAAAAAUCUUUAUGCUGUUGCCAAUACCAGAACGGAUAGAAAUGGAAAAAGUUUGUACCAAAUGGAAAGAGGCAUGUCAACUAGCUUGGUAUGACAUUAAAAAAUACAAAUGUGAAUCAUCAAUUGGACGUUCUUAUGAUAACCGUUUGUUGACACAAUCAUACCUUAAAAAAAUAUUAUUAAGAUGUGGCAAUUAUCUAAAAGAAUUGUCUCUCUCAGAUAUUUUCGAUUCAAGUAUCAUGCCAUUUGUUGGUGACCACUGUAACAAUUUAACAUCCUUGGAAUGUAAAUUUGAUGAUAAUAUCUUAAUUGAUAAUACUGAACACUUUGUUCAAGCAUAUACACAAUUGGAUAAAUUAAAAUGCAUUAAAAUGUUACUGGACCAGACGACAGCGGAAAAAGCAGUUAAUCUAUUUGAAAUAAUUAAUAGUCUUCCAGAAAAAAUUAAUGAAAUUCAUAUACUUUAUGAAUAUUGGUUUCAUUGUGAACGAGCAGUUCUUUUUACUUUAAAAAGAUUCAAAAAUCUUCAAAAACUGACUUUGCAUGGCUUCUGCGUAGACGAGCUAAUUCUUCAAGAAAUAGCAGAAGCAACAACACUUGUUCAUCUUAAAAUUGAAUUCUAUAAUACACACAUAAUGUUUCCUCUAUUCAAUAAACUCGUUAAUUUGGAAUAUAUUGAAGUAGAGAUUCAAAGAGCCGGUAAAAAGACGAAAGGCUCUACAAAAGUACUCAACACUAUUUUUUGUAAAUGCAAAAAUCUAAAACAUCUUGAUAUUUCAAAUUACUUUUAUGAUCUUGCUAAAAUUCCUUUAGAAGAAUGGAAAAACUUUAAAAAUUUAGAAUAUCUUACUUUAUCUUGUUAUGAAGUAUCACCUGACUUAGCAGAUACAAUUGUUGAAUAUUGCAAAAAUUUAAAACACUUGUGCGUGAAACCUGUACGCGAUAUUAUAAAAGCAAAUGUUGUAAAAAAGUUAUCAAAAUUGGAAAAUCUUGAAAGUUUAGAGAUGAAUAAUAGUUGCCAGCUCAGUGAGGAGGCAAUAAUCUCAAUUUCAGACAAUUGUAAAAAACUUGAACGUUUAGAACUUGAUGGUUGCACUAUAUUAUCAACUAUUGAUGGUGAGGAACUUUCUUCUCCAUCUGUUUUAAAUGAGUUAUCAAAAUUACAAUAUCUUGAACAUCUAAGCUUGAAUGAUGUAGAAAAUAUUGAUGAUCAUACAAUUCUUGCUAUUGCUAAUUAUUGUAAAAACCUAAAAAGUUUAGGUAUCCAAGGAGGCAGUACGAUUUCUGAAACAGCUCUCGUUGCUUUGACAAAUUUAGAAAAAUUGGAAAUACUAAACGUAGGUUCUCGUGAUAUUUCAGACAACUUCAUUAUCAGGUUAAAAGGAUUAAAAAAAUUUAAUUGUGAUAAUUGCGAAAAACUUACUGAUGUUGGUGUUAUUCAAUUUAUAAAAAAUAACCCAGAUCUUGAAAAUAUUUAUGUCAACGAUAUAGAUAAUAUUACAACUAACUUGGUUAGUGGUGCUGAUCAGGCGACUAAAAAUCGUACCACUGGUAUAAUUUUACACAUAGAAAUAAAUGAUUCGUCAAUAAUUGAAGCUUCUAAGUCAAUAGUUACAUCACAAUGGUUGACUGUUACUGAUUAGAGCAUAGAUCUAUCUAGAUCUCUUCUUCAAAUUAAUUUAAAUUUAUCGUAUAUCUUUCUUAUUUGAUCCGCUUAAUGUCUUUCUAUAAUGUAUUUUUACAAACACAUACAAAA
Molecule: messenger RNA, 1844 nt
Organism: Aphidius gifuensis
Lineage: Eukaryota; Metazoa; Arthropoda; Insecta; Hymenoptera; Braconidae
Exons: 3
Coding region: 100-1731 (543 amino acids)
Biological process (GO): SCF-dependent proteasomal ubiquitin-dependent protein catabolic process
Cellular component (GO): SCF ubiquitin ligase complex
Source: RefSeq, a predicted model, not a curated record